Diaporthe batatas is the source of this 4146-nucleotide messenger RNA. Its product is annotated as guanine nucleotide-binding protein subunit beta. Gene Ontology annotation, molecular function: protein kinase C binding; ribosome binding; translation regulator activity. Gene Ontology annotation, biological process: positive regulation of protein phosphorylation; rescue of stalled cytosolic ribosome. NCBI's taxonomy places the organism in Eukaryota, Fungi, Ascomycota, Sordariomycetes, Diaporthales, Diaporthaceae. The record is from RefSeq and is a predicted model, not a curated record. The transcript is spliced from 6 exons. Bases 131 to 1087 code for a protein of 318 amino acids. Gene Ontology annotation, cellular component: nucleus; cytosol.
CCAACAUCUUGACUUUGCGACGACUUGGGAACUUGAAGUUGUACCUGCAAGCCAAUUGAAGCCCAACCAUCACCCUCCUAGACCCCCAGACCUCCUCUUUGUUGAUCCCAUUUCAGCAAAGAAACUCAACAUGGCUGAGCAGCUUGUUCUCAAGGGCACCCUCGAGGGCCACAAUGGCUGGGUCACCUCCCUCGCCACCUCCAUCGAGAACCCCAACAUGCUCCUGUCUGGUUCUCGUGACAAGACCCUGAUCAUCUGGAACCUCACCCGUGACGAGUCCCAGUACGGUUACCCCAAGCGAUCUCUGCACGGUCACUCCCACAUCGUCUCCGACUGUGUCAUCUCCUCCGACGGCGCUUACGCUCUGUCUGCCUCCUGGGACAAGACCCUGAGGCUCUGGGAGCUCGCCACCGGCACCACCACCCGCCGCUUCGUCGGCCACACCAACGACGUCCUGUCCGUGUCCUUCUCCGCCGACAACCGUCAGAUCGUCUCCGGUUCCCGUGACCGCUCCAUCAAGCUGUGGAACACCCUCGGUGACUGCAAGUUCACCAUCACCGACAAGGGCCACACCGAGUGGGUCUCCUGCGUCCGCUUCUCCCCCAACCCCCAGAACGCUGUCAUUGUCUCCUCUGGCUGGGACAAGCUCGUCAAGGUCUGGGAGCUCUCCACCUGCAAGCUGCAGACCGACCACAUCGGCCACACCGGCUACAUCAACACCGUCACCAUCUCCCCCGAUGGAUCUCUGUGUGCCUCCGGCGGCAAGGACGGUACCACCAUGCUGUGGGACCUUAACGAGUCCAAGCACCUCUACUCCCUGAACGCCAACGACGAGAUCCACGCCCUUGUCUUCUCCCCCAACCGAUACUGGCUCUGCGCCGCCACCUCCUCCUCCAUCAUCAUCUUCGACCUGGAGAAGAAGACCAAGGUCGACGAGCUGAAGCCCGACUUCGCCGCCACCGGCACCUCCAAGAAGUCCCGCGACCCCGAGUGUGUCUCCCUCGCCUGGUCCGCCGACGGCCAGACCCUGUUCGCCGGUUACACCGACAACAUCAUCCGUGCCUGGGGUGUCAUGUCCAGGGCCUAAGGGAUGUGCUCUGGAAGAAGGUCUGCGAUGGGUUCAAGAGGGGCGCCAUGGUUGUGUGUACCGGCGACUACCAGUGACCCAUUAAUUUAGGUCAGGAUUUAGUCUGCCGGCUUGAAUGACUUGACGGUUCAUGGUUGUGGGCGUACGGAAAAUUCUUGCCUCAUAUCUAGCCUUGUGAUCGGGCAACAAUAAGGGCACAAGAACCAGCGUGUUUUACGCCGCGGGGCUCCGCAUCAAAAUCAAGGCGUGGUCUGCAUCGCUGGGAGGGUGAAUGGCUAGAUACGUAUACUAUCAAGCCAAAAAUUUCCAAAAGGUUUACCAAAAUGUGCGGGACUCAGUGUCUUAGAUUGAAUGGUCAUUUGGAUGUGUGACAACUUUAGAGACCGUGUAACACGUUAAUGUGGAACAACGGUGUUACGACGGCUUCAAGUAUAAAGGUAGGACGCCCGGGCUUCUAAGAACAAAAGAGCUGUCGUAUGACACAAAAACGGACUGGAAUUGUUCGCUGCGGCGAGCCUCCAGGUCUGUGGCAUCAGCAGGGCCAGGAGUUCGACCAUGUGAUCGAGUCGGGAGAAACCAGACCCUCGUGACGGGACCAACGAGGUUGUACGAGCGUUCUGCUUCUUCCCUCACCCUCUCAUCAAUAACCCUGUGGUUGUCCUGGUCUAAUGUUUCGCUCAACUGAGACAUGCGUCUGCGAGCCGCUAGGAUCAAGGGAACGUUCCUUCUAUAGUGCUGCUGGCGUGUCUCAGUGCGACCUUUCCUUUCAUGUAAACACAUGUGCACGAGGGCGUCGUCGGCGCUAUUCGACUGGGAGCUGCGUCAGACAGGUCCAGGAUGUCAAAGCCAUCCAAGAUCAUCAUCGGCACAAAUGACACGCGCAUAUUUUUCCCUUGCAAUUGACAUCUUUGACAGGUCAGAUUCCUGUUCGGAGCCACUGGGCCUUCUGAUAAGAUUCAUGCUCAGGCCUGGCUGGCCCUUUGCCUUCAGUAUCUAAUAUCGAAUUAGUGUACCAGAACUUCCGAGGACUAUGCCCGGCUGAUAUACUCGAAUUGGCUUUGCUGACCCACCUUGCUUGGGUCCCUGGGGAAGAGGGCAUCCCUGACAUUUGGCCCACCACAUGACUCCGGACUAUGAGCUUGCAAGAAUGUACCAGAGAGAGCACGCGGCUUGUGACUGUGGGACGGAGUGUUUCGCAGACCUGCGUUUUAUUUAAUAGCAAGAUAGUCAUAACCAACCCGCAUCUAUGGGGAGGGAGUCCCCAGGCAAUCAAAGGCAAAUAAAUGUGGAAAUGGGGAGUCGAGAUAAAUCUGCUCCAGACUGGGAUCAAGAAGUGUCAGGUGGAGCUGUCCCUGUUCCAGAGAUGCUGUAGGGAAUUUGUAGAAAUCUCGACUCCAAGUAUCGUGAUAUUGCUGUGAUUUCUCUCAUAUCCAAAAGCAUCCACCGCGGGGUUAGAGAGAUAGAGUUGUGCAAACCGGGCCGACUGUGGAGAUACCCUGGCAAGGAAGAUGGACUCUGUCACUUCCACCAGGCCCAUGAGGCCCACAGGAUAAAUGUGCCGGACCUGAAGGCGAGUAUCGGUAGAGUCAGCCUAUUAGAUCGGGGAAUUUUUCGGAGUGUCCUGCCGGAGGCACUCCAGUUUGAUUGAAGCCUUGGAACUAAGUUGUGGGGGAUGUAUCUGAAGGAGGUGCUGCACAAGGAAGCGCGAUGUGUUGGGCGAAGCAGAAGCAAGAGCGUUACGACUACCAGGCCAAAGAACAUUGAGCCAACCAAAGGUUUUAGUGCCGGCUGUUUGGGCUGGAUUUGGGCUCGAUGGUAACUGCCGCUGCUCGGUCAACAGUCCAGAUGCCGGAAAUCCCGACCUCUCUUCCCCCCUCUCCCCCGACAGAAGCAUCUCGGGGCGAUGAACCCAUAGUCGUCAUUAUUCUCAAACAGACUGGAAGCACUAACAUGCGUGCUCGGAGCCCCAUUUCGGAGUGACCUGCUUGAUUGGCCGGUGCUUGGCUCGAUAUAUGAACAAUGACAGGGACCACACACGCGCAGUCACCGACUUGAGCCUCAUUCCAGUACCUUCACGUCGGACCCGGGCUCGCGGUAAGAUUGGGAGCGGCUCUCGAGGGCAGCAGCACUAGCUGCAACAGAGCACACGACCCAGGCUGGCAGGCCGUCAAACUCAACACCAGUGAGCAUGCCCGUCGGCUCGAGUAUAUCCUGGGGGGUUCUGCUAAGAACCCACCUGCCCUACCGGGAAGGAGAUCGUUAAGCUGGCGCAGACCCUAGAAGCCGGGCUCAAUGCGAUGUCCCAAGGCAAGGGUGUAAGGGUGUGAUCCUGCGCUGUACCGGGCAUGAUGUGCGGUCGCUGGCAAUCUCGGUAUGGGCGGAGUCGGCUCGGCGCCUGGCCCCGGCGCUUGUCACCGACGUCGUCCAAACUUCGUCCUAAUAUCUUGAGGCGACAUGCGCCAGAACAAUGGCAAAGGUGUCACAAGGAUGGAGAGCGGGACCGAGUACACUCACACGUGGCGGGACGCGAAGACUGCAGCGAGGGGAAUGCGGCAGCCGUGGUAGUUGCGCGUCGGGCACGCAGGCGAGAUUUGUGAUGGGGACCCGAACGUUUGGACGAGAUGAUCAUCAUCACACAGGCAGAUGCUCAUCUCGAGAGUCGACGUAGCUGUGACGCCGUUUCGCACGCUGCUGUGUAAUGCCGUACGACACUGAAGUCACACGCGCAGGGGCUGUGAAAAAAAGGAAGAAAAAAGAAGAAAGAUCUGAUUUGCAGUGCUCUCUCACCGCUGCUGGUAGUACUCAAGUACUGUAGAAGCAAUGUUGAUGUGAGACACACAGUCGGGUUCGAGUAACCAUGAUGGCCCGUGUGCUUGUGACGCCAGAGAGCAACGGUGACAUUGGGGCAUAUUCCGUCUUGAGAGUUUCAAAGAGUCAUCUAGGUGAGAUGAGAUCAUCAGGUAGCAUGGUGCCUUUGAAAGGUCAUUGACGGAAAAUGAGAGGGUCUGUAUGUGAAACACGAGGGUUGUAUGCCCGAUCUGUGUGCCUCGGCCCGGGUG